GCGGUUCUUGGUUUCGUAUUUUCCCCCGCGUGAGGCCGCGUGCUUCGUCUUACUGCGCCUUGUUUCUUCCUUCUGUCUUUUGCUAUGUUGCAUACAAAUGGCUGCGUUAGUAGCAGCCUUGCCGAUGUAUUUCCCUCGAUACCUCUUCAAGAUCUUACUGUUAACGGAUCCAUCAACGGACCACUAAUUGGAGUGAACGGCCUCGGAGGUGUCGACAUCGCAUCCCGAAUCAAGUAUCUCGGCCUCAAUCUUUCAUCCCAGUUGGGACCUACAAGCCCCGCGGACAGUUCCUUUUUUAAUGAGGACAGAUCGCGUACUAAUUUGAUCAUUAACUACUUGCCCCAAAGCUAUGAUCAGAACGAUCUUCAACGCUUAUUUGAAAGAGUUGGUCCUAUUAGACAGUGCAAGCUUAUAAGAGACAAGAACACUGGGGCUAGUUUGUGUUAUGGAUUUGUCGACUUCGUCAACCCCCAGCAUGCUGCCUUAGCUAUUCAGACUUAUCAUGGGUACGAGACGGAACAAAAGCGCCUGCGUGUCGCUUACGCCAGCUCAGGCGGUCGUCGAUUCACUCCUAAUCAUCGCUUACCGGCCUUAAACAUUGGCAACAUGUCAGGCUGUCUGGGUUCAGAUGUAACAAACGAAAACAUAAUAGGAUGGGAAGUAUUCGUCGUGGGAAUACCUCUUGAGUGGACCGAACCAGAUCUUUUGGUAUGUUAUUUUUCAUCAAUUGCAUUUUUAGCGCCUGUUUACCAAUUUUGGGAAUGUUGUGCUCAUUCGAUUACUUGCACCGCAACUAUCUGAGUCGCCUCCUAGUCACAAACCUAGGUUAAACUCACCGGUGAUGAAUGGCAUCACAGGCGAAUUGAAUCAAGAGUCCGUAGAUUGCACUCGUCUUACCACCACCGCUUCAGUGAUUUUUGAGGAGAAAUCCAGGUAGACCAUCUUUUAUUCUCUAACAUUUUAGCGCUGAGCAAUCUGUAUUACGUCUCAAUGGCUAUCACGCUCCGGACUGGGCAGCGCCUCUUCGCUUGCGUAUUAUCGGAUCGGUCACGCGUGAGACUUACGGUCUUUUUUGUUUUCCGUCAAGGCAUUCACCCGCAUUGGGUUUAUCGCGCAUCCCCAACUCGCAAGCAUCUCACGACCCUUUGAGCGAAUCAGAUGUUUUGUGCAACCUCUUGAACAAAAAAACGCUGCCUGUCCCCGGUUGCGUCUCGAAUAGUUCGUUCAUGAAAGCACUCGACCCUACUGUGCUCUCAGCAUCAUCUGAUGUGGGAUCUAACAACUACGGCUUGCACCCGCGCGCUAUCAUUCGCAACAAAGUCAACGAUCUUUCACCAAACGUGCUCGGCCAGUCCAACUUCCUGCAAGCAACUCCGAUGGAGCUGCUGGAUUUACUCGACAGCCAUUCCAGUAUAUCAAAUUCGACGAAUUCAGGUCUGAUGAACCUCACAGAGCGCAUCGCCAGUCGGGACGUAUCACUUGCCAAUUCAUUAUCAUCUCAUCGGGCUGGCGAGCAAGAAAAUUGCAAACUGGAUACAACAUUGCGAACCCUAUCUACCAACCAGGUUCAUUCACCUUGGUCGGUUACGCAUCAUCGGUCUGUUUUGGGUGCUCUACCGGACGUUGGCCGCGCCUCCGAAGCACUAUGUCACAGCUGGCUAUCUGGAAGCUUAAAACGUUUGUCAAUCAAAACGCCUGUCAUCCCCAGUCCAGUUCUAACUGGCAUAGCCUCCCAGAGGGGCUGCCAAGCCCACAUAUGGUUAAAGUUGGAAAAUGUGCAACCUACUGGUUCUUUCAAGAUUCGCGGAAUGGAAAACGUUUGUCGUAAGUGGGCAUCGGCCGGCGUAACGCAUGUAGUUUGCCCAAGCGGCGGUAAUGCCGGCAUAGCCGCCGCAUAUUGUGCUCAGGCUUACGGAUUGACUUGCACCUUGGUCGUUCCAGAAACGAAUGAAUCGGUGAUCCGCCGUCGCUUAGCACUUGAGGCACCCGAAACUAGAAUCGUGGUUCACGGGGUUGAUUGGCUAGAGGCGAAUCAUCGAGCAGAACAAAUGGUGAACGAACUGCAGACUGGUCAUUCUAGUGACCAGAGUGUCCGUCUCCUACACCCAUACGACCAGCCAGAUUUAUGGGAAGGUUACGAGGCUGUCGUUGAUGAACUGACUCCGGAAAUCGGACAGCCCGAUGUCAUUGUAGUCGCGGUUGGUGGUGGUGGCCUCUUGGCUGGGAUUAUUCAGGGUUUGUGGAAUCGUGGUUGGUCGUCCACUCAUGUGGUCGCAAUCGAGACUGAAGGGGCUGAUUGUUUGUGGCGUUCAAUGAAGGCUGGUCAGUUGCUCUUGGUUCCACGAUCGACCAGCAUCGCAGCAUCACUUGUUGCGCCUGUAUUGGCUAACCGUAGCUGGAAUUUGGCACAGUUACAGUCGUUGACGCCCGCUACUUGCACUGACUCCGAGGCGCUAAACGCCGUGAAGCACUUUUUGGAUGACCACGGUAUGUUAGUCGAACCAGCAUCCGGCGCUGCUUUAUGUAGCAUAUACUCUGGAAUAAUCGGCCGUUUGCAAUUGGAGGGCCGGAUUCCUCGUCCUGCUAGUGUCGUCAUUAUUGUCGGUGGCGGUCGUAAUGUAUCACUUCGCCAGCUAGCGGACUGGGAAAACCAACUCAAUACAUUUUCUUCGGAAUCAUUACCCACAACAUUUCUGCCGUCUAUAACUAAUCCAUAUUUGACUCGCAGUUCGCCGCACUCAGUUUGUCCAGAACUGAUAUGCAAGCAAGCAACUGCCGAGUUUGGACAACCAAUGACACAAGAUCCUGACGAAACCCUCAAAAUUGUGUCGUCUGCCUCCUCAACCCCUCGGGCUACAUGUGCUGCUAUAAGCCAUGCUUCCACUUCCUUGGAUAGUACGGAUUUGACGGUGAACUCGGUAAUGGAGCGAAAUGUCACCGUAGAUGUUGCCGGUGCUCUGAAUCCCCAUGAUUUAGUCAAUUUCUCCAAGUUGCUUGCUCCAUCCGACGCGGAUGUGGAUGACAGUGGUUUGCGCGAGUAGGCGCAGUUCAGAUUUAUCCUUGGUUCUGCAGUUUUCUCGAUAUUUUAAUUUCUUUAUUUUGAUUAUGGGGUACAUUUUACGUGUUUUCUUCGUUUUUCAAUGUCUCGCCCCUCUUCAUCCUAUUCUCUAUACUUUUCAUUGAUCUGUUGACCUUUGUUCUGCAUACAACUUCCUCUUUAUCUGAAAGGUUUUCUUGCACACCUCGCGUGCUGCGUACCUUGUGGCAUUUUCACCAUUACUUGUUGCCUUGAUUCGCUCACAGUGAAUGUUUACCACGAGCUACUCUUAUUUGCGCCGUCGGUUGUAUUUCGUUUUUCUCACCCCUCCAAGGCGUCCGAUGGUUUUAUUCCAUCUCAGGUAGCCCUUCCAUUCGAACUUCAGUUACCUCUUGGCUCUUUCGGCGUAUGCGUGUCACGCUACAACGGAUGUUAUUUUGCUUGUUCCCAAUCCUCUGCUCUGUCUGUGUGCAUCAUCUUUCUUUACUCGAGGCCCUCGCAUUAUUAAAAAGGGAAUUUUUACAAAUGCAGAUCGGUAAGCAAAUUCUUGCAUAUCGGCAGCCGAGGCCAGUCCGAGCAGCUGCAAUCAGAAGACUACACAACCAUGGUUCCAUGCAAGAUCAAAUUUGCGCUUUGGAUGUGUUGUUAUACAUCCAUUUUGAGACAAGUGUGCAUUAAGGGAACCAACUCGUGAUCUAAACUGGCAAGAGAUUGGCGGCAAACCGAAUGCAUGGCUCCACAUUUAAUUGGAUGGAAACUCCCUGAUAUGCAUGUCGUUCCCGGUAUGCUUUUCCAUCACGAACCUCAUCACUUCAUGAAUGUGCUACCUGAGAAAGGAUUCGCUUUUAACAAAACCAUCAGACGCGUUGUUUACCCACCUCGCAAGUGUUGAGAGCGGGUAUAUUGAGGGCAAGCAGAUUUACUUCGUUGCCAUUUGCUUUAUGUAAUCUGGUCGCUGUUUUGGACGGUAUCUUGGCAGCUUCUGUUCACUGCUUGCACGACCACACUUACGAGGGGUGUCAAAUGACGGUGUAUUUGCAUUUGGUUCGUUUUCUUCAUCAUUGUACUUCUAACCUGUUCUCGUGUGUACUUGUUCACUUCCAUUCCGAUUAUGCUGCACUUGUGCCUUCUUUCUCCCUUUUGUAACCCGUCGUUUGUACUGUUCUGAUGUACACAACACGUAUUACUUUUUUAUUUAGUUAAAUUCAGAUUCUCCAUUUAUCUUUGGCCUACAGCGCGCUGUUCAUUGGCCUCUUUUGAGACUACGGGUCUGUUUUUUGCUUGUUCGUUUUUUUCCUAGCGCACUUGGUUUUAUUACCAUUUACUUAAAUUGCUAUUUACCUCUGCUUUGCAUUGUUUUUUAUUUUUACUAUAAACGUGUGUUGCUGACUUUGG
This is a messenger RNA of Dicrocoelium dendriticum, 4432 nucleotides long. The record is from the annotation of a GenBank genome assembly. NCBI's taxonomy places the organism in Eukaryota, Metazoa, Platyhelminthes, Trematoda, Plagiorchiida, Dicrocoeliidae.